Mytilinidion resinicola is the source of this 192-nucleotide messenger RNA. RefSeq lists its product as uncharacterized. The record is from RefSeq and is a predicted model, not a curated record. Lineage: Eukaryota; Fungi; Ascomycota; Dothideomycetes; Mytilinidiales; Mytilinidiaceae. The annotation marks the transcript as partial. The transcript has a single exon.
AUAGAUAAGACAGAAGUUAUGCUUUCUAUACUAGGCUCUGUUAAAGUCUUAGUAAGUAAGGAUAACCGGCAAGACUAUAGAGGUGCCGGCGUAAAACGUAUAAUAGUAACCGCUAUUAAAUGCGUAUUAGCGAGUGGUAAGUGUCUGAACCUAAUAAUUAUCUGGCCAGCCUCUACCUAUCAGAGCAACUAG